AUGUAUGAAAGUUCAAUUGCUACCUCCAUGAUCGCUGCCUUGCAUAUUCUUUGUCCUGGGCCACGGUAUACACACUCCCUUUGUCCCACGAUUGGCAUUCAGCAGGUUCGAGAAGAAUGCCUUGUUCCGCAUAAAUUCAACGGAGAACCCAUUGUCCAGCUUCGCACUUCACGGCUGCACUGCAUCACUCGCCGCGACACUCGCAACCUUGUUUAUAAACAUGGCCUCCCUCUUUCAUCCUUCAUCACCACUCGACGAGACUGCUACCACUCAGAGCACCAGCACCCUCGAAGUCGUACUACAGAACAUCCGAUAGCAACCGCUUCUCCUCGAACAGACGUGCAGCUAGCAACCAUCACCAUGUCGUCCGCCAGCGAGGACUUCGACGCCGAAAACAUCUUUCGAGGAAACUCGGCCUUGGGUGCUGAGAACCCGGCCUUUGGCGAUCAGCGCAAGGCUGGAAAGAAUGCGAUUGCGAUUGCUGAUAUCGAGGACGCCUUGCUCUUGUCAUCAAAGUAUACUAACGCGGAGCUGUCCCGCAUGACCGAACGCAGCGAGACCCAGAUCGACGGCAUGAUUAAGCUCUCGAUCACUAAGGUGGCUAAAUUUCGUGGUGUCGAUCGCGCUGAAGUCAAGGGUGCUUUCGACGAUGCCCGACUGUCCAACGGAGUCAACUUGCGCCGCUCCCGCGAGAUUUCGGUCGUUGGCGCCGUUGGCGACAGCAAGGGUAGAUCGCUCUCACCAGCUUCUCAGGGUGGCAUGACCGACCGCGUGCAGGAGGACGAGGACAUGGGAGGUAUGGAGGAUGCGGUCGAGGAAGAUCCGGUGCAGCAAGAACCAGAAGCAAGCAUCGUGACCGCCGAACAUACCGUCACGGCGGUGUCCCAGAGCGAGGGCGAGCAAGCUGCAAGAACUCACCGAGGAGGAGGACGCAGCCUUCACUAUGCUGAAGCUGGCUGGCGUGCUCAAGAUGGCUUGACGCGAGAGGUUACACAAGGCAUUGGCCUGCGCACGGCCGCUCCUUGGAAGCGCGGGCAGGGCAGAUUUGAGCUUCAGAAUCGAAGAAUAAAACUUCUAUGGGUACGUUGUCCCACUUCUCCUGCCAUGUUCAUGAGCUGGUCUGUGCUUCUCCAUUCAUGGUCUCGCAGCACGCGUUUGCAGCCUUCUUCCCGAAAAGUCGCACUUCUUCGGAAGAAAGGCCUUGCCCCAAACAAUUCGACUCGAGACACAAACUUCGUACUUUCAGCGAGACACGCGUUUGCAGCCUUCUUCCCAAAAGUCGCACACACAGCCCUCGUACUUUCAACAAGGCACACGACCAUGUCUCAGACCAACGCCCGCAGCCUUGCAGACCGAGGCGCGACCCAAGGCGACACAUUCGCGAGUCUGAUCAAUGUCACUAGCAGCCCAGCACCUGUUGCACCUGUUGCCGCCGAUGGCGAUACCAGCAACGAGAACGCAUCUCAUGCCAUGGAUGGCUCGACUGCACUCGAUUCUCUCUUCGCCCGUAACCCAACCGCACCUGUGAGCCAGAUGUCCCUGAUCAACACUGGAGGGUCUAUCCGUCGAUUCUCGGAUGAGGAACACGAGAACUGGCUCCUCCUGGCCGCCGAGAACACAUUCGAGGAGCUGAUGCUCGAAGGCAAUUUGGGAGCGUCCGAUGACAAGUCCAAGCGCCUCAAGGUCCGCAACCUGACUGAACGCGCCAUCAGACAUGUCGCCGAGAAGCUUGGCGUCAAUCAACACAGUGUCAGAAAUGCGCUCAACCAAGCGCAGAUUGCCAAUGAGGUUCCACAGCGUAGACAUGCUCUGAGUCAGCAGAGAAAGAAGGAAACUCUUAAGAAGAAGGAGGAAGAAAGCAGCGGAAAUCAGGCGAUGGCUUCGGCACAGUGUCUGAAACCACCUAUGGCCACAAACAAUGCGACCUCGAAUAUCCCGAUGCUAUCACUGCCUGCACUAAACAGCGCUGCGUCGGGCAGCGCUUCUCCCAACCUGCCAUAUUAUGGCCAAGGUCUGGGUCCGCUGUUCUCGACUCCGACUCCGAGCUUGGCAGGUCUGAUUCCAUCGUAUCAGCCUGAUCAAAUGACUACAACUCAAGGUGCUUGGAGGCCAGUCGAGACCACCUCAGCCCAAACUCCAGCUUCUUUUUCUUCUUCUUCCUCUUCAAUGUCGGCGGACACUGAACUGGAGCUGUUUGGUGAGAUUGUGGAGGAGGAGGAGGAGGAGGAGGAGGAGGAGCAGCGCGAGGACGUCAUCGGACCAGGUCAAGAGCCAUUGACGGCGGAAGAGGACUGUGCAAUGUCCAUGAUGAAGCUGGCUGUGAGGUACAUGUCUCGCUCUCCUUGUUCUGCUUGGAAGUCCGAUGCUGAGAUUCGCACAUCCGCGCUCUUGCUCUUGCCUUCGGUAGCUCCCGCAUCAAAGCGCGUAACACUUAUUAUAUACAUGAUAGAAUUGCCAGCAGCCAAUCAAGUCAGACUGCUCAAAAUUGGACGCUGGGGUUCGUUUGGAUUUGGUCCUUCUUCGAUGAACUUCGGUUCUAGAGGACUGGAGCUGGGAGUGCGGCUUCUCUUUUGUCGUUUUGUGGGACUGUUGAACGAUCCUUCCCAUCGAUGA
Messenger RNA from Pseudocercospora fijiensis CIRAD86, 2613 nucleotides. RefSeq lists its product as uncharacterized. NCBI's taxonomy places the organism in Eukaryota, Fungi, Ascomycota, Dothideomycetes, Mycosphaerellales, Mycosphaerellaceae. Bases 1 to 2613 code for a protein of 870 amino acids. The record is from RefSeq and is a predicted model, not a curated record. The transcript has 11 exons.